Molecule: messenger RNA, 549 nt
Organism: Protopolystoma xenopodis
Lineage: Eukaryota; Metazoa; Platyhelminthes; Monogenea; Polystomatidea; Polystomatidae
Source: the annotation of a GenBank genome assembly
AUGGCCAAACUAUAUGGAGCAGCGCUGUGCUUCUACGAGCCAUACGAUGUUACCCGUCUUGACAAUGAUAAAUGCUAUCGCCUCAGCAUUGAUCCAGAGCUAGCAUUGGCCCUGCGUCACCGUAACUGCUUUCGUAGUCGGGCAAAUGAACCUGAUAGUUCUGGCGUUGUUUCACCGCCCGAUUUGCCUCAAGGCCAGGUGAAAAAUGUCGGCAUUCGGGAUACUUUAGAAGAGGAGGUGCCAGGUGAGGAAAAUGGCGAAGAAGAAAAGAAUGAGUGCAUGAAUCCAGCUUCUUUCGAUUUCAAUCAGAAUCGACUAGGACACUUCAGCCAGUCGCGGGUUGGUGACCGAGUGAUAGGUGUCACUAAGUCGAUCUGUCUUCUCUCUAGAUGGUCUUUCUCAGAUGCCUUCCGCCAAUUUCUUCUUUUUCUUUAUGAACGUUGUCUUCUUCCAUUAACGAACGUCUCGAAUUGCGUCUUUGAUGCCAGCCUUUUUGCUCUGACAAGUGGUCCGUCUUUGACGCCGUCAAUGCCACCUUUGGAGCGGUAA